GCUCUCAAGAUGUAAGUGGGGAAAAGGGCAGAUGAUUUCUUCCAAGCGUAAUUUAGUGGGACUCACCACCAUGCAAUACCUAUAUCAAAUCUUUCUCUAUUAUUUAACCCUGAAAUAACUCCAAAAAUAACUCAUUUUCUCCGUAGACAGAGAAGUGCUCCUUCGCAAAAGAAGUGCUUCUGGCGUUACGAAAAUUUUGCCUAAAUCUAAGGGUUUAUAGAGAAGAAUAACCAAAAACAAUGGGUGCCAGUGGUAGGAUGCCUGUCCCCAGCAACAAUAAUGAAGAAAAAGAAAGUCCCCUCCAUCGAGUUCCCUACGAGAAGCCUCCAUUUACUCUCAGUCAGAUCAAGAAAGCUGUUCCUCCCCAUUGUUUUCAGCGCUCCCUCCUUCGUUCAUUCUCAUAUGUUGUUCACGACCUCUGCUUAGCCUCUCUCUUCUACUACAUUGCUACGUCUUAUUUUCACCUUCUUCCAUACACUCUUACCUACAUUGCUUGGCCUAUCUAUUGGUUUCUCCAAGGCUGCAUCCUCACAGGUGUUUGGGUCAUUGCACAUGAGUGUGGUCACCAUGCUUUCAGUGACUACCAACGUGUUGACGACACUGUUGGGCUGAUCCUCCACUCUGCCCUUUUAGUUCCAUACUUCUCAUGGAAAUAUAGUCAUCGCCGCCACCACUCUAACACGGGGUCCAUGGAGCGUGAUGAAGUGUUUGUGCCCAAACCCAAAUCUAGAGUAUCAUGGUAUUCAAAAUCCCUGAACAAUCCACUUGGCCGAGUUCUGUCCUUUGCAGUCACACUGACUCUUGGCUGGCCAUUGUAUUUAGCUUUCAAUGUUUCAGGCCGACACUAUGAUCGAUUUGCUUGCCAUUAUGAUCCCUACAGCCCCAUUUACUGUGAUCGUGAAAGGCUUCAAAUUUACAUCUCCGAUGCUGGUACAUUUGCAGCAACUUAUGUGCUCUAUACAAUUGCUACAGCAAAAGGGUUGGUUUGGCUUUUAUGCAUCUAUGGGAUGCCGUUACUUAUCUUGAAUGGAUUUCUCGUUUUGAUUACAUACUUGCAACAUACUCACCCAGCACUGCCACAUUAUGACUCAUCCGAAUGGGAUUGGCUGCGGGGAGCUCUGUCAACUGUGGAUAGAGAUUACGGGGUGUUGAAUAAAGUCUUUCAUAACAUCACGGAUACACAUGUGGCUCAUCAUCUCUUCUCAACAAUGCCACAUUAUCAUGCAAUGGAGGCCACUAAAGCAAUCAAACCAAUACUGGGCAAGUAUUAUCGAUUUGAUGGAACUCCAAUUUACAAGGCUAUGUGGAGGGAAGCAAAAGAGUGUCUUUACGUCGAGCCUGAUGAGGGUGCUGAUGGCAAAGGUGUUUUCUGGUAUCGCAACAAGUUCUAAUACCGGUCGCUGCCAGCCAGCUGAGGUCAAUGAAAACGUAGUUAGACUACUGUUAACUGGGCAAGUGCGAGUGCUACAUUAAAUAAAAAAUGGUAGAAAAAUGUAGAAAAGUUGCCGACUAGCUUUAUGUUUAAGUUCUGCCUUAAUAAAAGAUGGUAGAAAAAUGUGCAAGUGCUGCAACAAGUAUUGUCGCGCAUGGUAGAAACAUGCUGUGCUUUAAUUAAAC
Molecule: messenger RNA, 1617 nt
Organism: Durio zibethinus
Lineage: Eukaryota; Viridiplantae; Streptophyta; Magnoliopsida; Malvales; Malvaceae
Product: delta(12)-fatty-acid desaturase FAD2-like
Biological process (GO): lipid metabolic process
Molecular function (GO): oxidoreductase activity, acting on paired donors, with oxidation of a pair of donors resulting in the reduction of molecular oxygen to two molecules of water
Source: RefSeq, a predicted model, not a curated record